Molecule: messenger RNA, 2304 nt
Organism: Brassica napus (rape)
Lineage: Eukaryota; Viridiplantae; Streptophyta; Magnoliopsida; Brassicales; Brassicaceae
Exons: 2
Coding region: 1-2304 (767 amino acids)
Molecular function (GO): zinc ion binding
Source: RefSeq, a predicted model, not a curated record
AUGAAAUGGAUUUCGGGAGAUGGUGAAGGAGAAGAUGAAAUUCACACGAUUGUGUUUAAGGAAUCAGUGGAGGAGAUCACAUACUCUGCUUUGGUUGAGCGUAUUUGCAGAAAGAUAAAGGUAGAUGGAUAUAAGGUGGAAACGAAGAUUAGUUACUUUCCAAUGGUCUUGUAUUCAAACAAGCUAUCAUAUGUCUGGAAUGAUGAAGAUGUUUUUGGUUAUCUACUGCAAGUAAAUCAUGAGAAGUGUAGAAGUGUUCUACAUGUGGAGUUCAACAAAACGGUCCAAGAAGAGGAUGAUGAAGCUGAUGUCUAUGUCGGUCUAUCCGAUAGAGAGGCUACUGAUGGAGAGGCUACUGAUACAUGGGCUACUGAUAGAGAGGCUUGUGAAGCAGAUGGUGUGCUCACACUUUACGAUGACAUUGAAAUUCAUGGUAAUGUCACCGAAAGAGAUGCAAUUGUGAUUGAAGAUACAGAAGCAAGACCAUCAGUUGAAGUAACCCCAGCUGUCAAAGAACGGGAUGAUGGUAUGGAUUUGGCUGUAGGUCAAGAAUUUAGAACCAAGGAGGAAGCACAAGUUCAUAUUCAGACGGCUUCACAUCUGAAGUGUUUUGAGUAUGAUGUAAUUAAGUCGGACACUAAGAGAUAUGUGAUAAAAUGCCGAGCAGCCAAAGAAGGCUGCAAGUGGUAUGUGCGUGUUGCAAAGUUGAUGAAUUCAGAUAGUUGGACGGUUAGAAGUUACAUCAAACAGCAUAGAUGUUCUGUUGUUACUACAAGAACACUUCCUAAUAGAAGGAGAGGCACACCAGGAAUCGUUGCAGCUGUUUUGGCUCAAGAUUAUCCCGGUAGUUUAGACACACCAGCUCCCAACGCCUUGAUCCAGCUGGUUCAUCACAGGGUGGCUGUGAAAGUAUCAUACACAACGUCAUGGAGAGGAAAAAGAUUAGCUGCUAAUAAAGUGCGAGGAAGUCCAGAAGAGAGUUAUACUUUAUUAAAUUCUUAUAUGCACAUGCUGAAGCAGUCGAAUCCUGGCACAGUAGCUCGAGUGGUUGUGGAUGAGGCCCAAAAGUUUAAAUAUCUGUUUUUUGCUUUGGGAGCUAGCAUAGAAGGGUUUACCGCUAUGAGGAAAGUCCUCAUUGUCGAUGCAACACACCUGAAGAAUGUUUAUGGUGGAGUUCUAUUUGUUGCGACUGCUCAAGAUCCCGAUCAUCACCACUAUCCAAUUGCGUUUGGUAUUGCAGAUGGUGAGAAAGAGCAUAGUUGGGUGUGGUUUAUGGAACAGUUGAAAUCAGUGAUAUCUGAUGUUCCUGGAUUGGUGUUUCUUUCAGAUAGAAACAAAAGCUUGAUCAAGGCAGUAAGUCUAGUGUUCCCUCAGGCCGCUCAUGAGGCUGAGUUCUUGAACCUUUAUAAUGCUUUUCGCAUGAGGUAUCCUAGCGCAGCGGAGUAUCUUGACAAAAGUGUUGAAGAGAGGAAAUGGGCGAGAUGUUACUUUGAAGGAGAUAGGUACAAUGUUGACACCACCAAUUCAGUGGAAUCUUUUAAUGGUGUUAUUAGUGACGCGAGAAAGUUAAACAUACUACCAAUGUGUGAUUUCAUCAUCGGGAAAAUGGCUGAAUGGUUCAACAUACAUAGGAAGGAGGCAGCUGAAAUACCACCCGCACUAAAGCUUGUUCCUAUUGUGGAAGCGGAAAUGUCUAAAAGAUGUGUUGAUGCAGGGUUUCUUUCCGUUGUCGAGUUAAACAGCUUCCAUCUUGAGUACAGUGUCUCAGGAAGUGACGGGAAGCAUUAUACCGUUGAUAUGGCUAUGAUGACUUGUAGCUGUGAGCAAUUUGAUAAAGACAAAUACCCAUGUGUCCAUGCAGUAGCUGCUGCCACAUUCAUGACUGAUAAAGCGGGAAAGGAACUUCAUCUAUCUGAGUAUUGUUCUAAGUACUAUUUAGUGGAGCAAUGGGCUUUGGCUUAUCACAGGACAAUAUAUCCUGUUCCUCAUAUGUCUGAUUGGAUUAUACCUGAAGAAGUUAAAGCAAUGAAAGUGCUUCCUCCAGAUUAUGAAGUCAAAAAAGGAAAACCGCAGCAAACUCGAUUUCCAUCGGCAGGAGAAUCUCGUGGAAGAGGAAAAAGAGGCAAAGGGAGAGCCAGCGGCACAGGUAGAGCCAGCGGCACAGGCACCGCUGACGGCACAGGCACCGCUAACGGCACAGGCAGUACCAGUGGCGCUGGCAGUUCCAGCGGCACAGGCAGAGCGAGAGGAGGAGGUAUGGGAGCGUAUUUUGAAUGUGGAAUUGGUGCAGGUCCAGGUGUUUGA